GGGAGGGAUAGAGGUGUAUGGAAAGAUUCAUUGUUCUCCCGAGUAAACCCUAUUAUCUCUCCAGUUAAGCAAAGCUUUGGGACUGGCCUCUAACUUUAAGAAGGCAAGCAUGGCAUCAACUGCCCAGCGAAAAAGGAUGAGUCCUAAGCCAGAGCUUACUGCAGAGCAGAUACAGGAAAUCCGGCAAGCUUUUGAUCUCUUCGAUACUGAUGCAACUGGGACUAUUGAUGUUAAGGAACUUAAGGUGGCAAUGAGGGCACUGGGCUUUGAACCCAAGAAAGAAGAGAUUAAGAAAAUGAUAAAUGAAAUUGAUAAGGAAGGGACAGGAAAAAUGAAUUUCAAUGACUUUUUGACUGUGAUGACUCAGAAAAUGUCUGAGAAAGAUACCAAAGAAGAAAUCCUGAAAGCUUUCAAGCUCUUCGAUGAUGAUGAAACUGGGACAAUAUCGUUUAACAAUCUCAAACGCGUAGCCAAGGAGUUGGGCGAGAACCUCACUGAUGAGGAGCUGCAGGAAAUGAUUGACGAAGCUGAUAGAGAUGGAGACGGAGAAGUCAAUGAGCAAGAGUUCCUGCGCAUCAUGAAAAAGACCAGCCUUUAUUGAGAUUAUUUUCUUCUUUUCUACUACAAGCACACACAACUAGAUUUAGUGCCUGCCAUUGUGUGAAGCCUGGUUUUUGAAACAUAAGUAGGUUUUUCCCCACUAACCUCCCUAUAUAACUUUAGUAACAACCUCACAUCUAUUUUAGACUUUUGCAAGUGUUCUUUGACAAUAAAGUUCUUUGUGAGGUGACCUGCUGCUUACUUUAAUUCUCCAAAGCAGAACAAGAGCACACUAGAGUAGGAAAAAGGGUCCUAAAGUUUUCACCCAUCUGCCAUUCUGCCUUGUAUCGCUUCACUCUCAUCAUGCAUUGCCACAUUUAUGCCACCACAGAAAGACUUCUUAGACAUGCAUGUGUCGUACCUGUGUCACCACAAGCAGCAGGCAUCCCUUCAAUGGUUCUGGUUUUAAUUGACACCUGAGUGCAGCUUUCUCUUUAAAAAAAUCCAGUGAACUCUCUCACUUGCAUUUGGAUGUGUUUUUGCUAUUUGUUUUGUCUUGAAAUAAAGCCUUUCUUAUUUUGA
Molecule: messenger RNA, 1122 nt
Organism: Miniopterus natalensis
Lineage: Eukaryota; Metazoa; Chordata; Mammalia; Chiroptera; Miniopteridae
Gene: CETN2
Product: centrin 2
Cellular component (GO): myosin II complex
Molecular function (GO): calcium ion binding
Source: RefSeq, a predicted model, not a curated record